Messenger RNA from Canis lupus familiaris (dog), 2252 nucleotides. RefSeq names its product leiomodin 2 (gene LMOD2). Gene Ontology annotation, cellular component: myofibril; striated muscle thin filament. The coding region runs from base 166 to 1908 and encodes 580 amino acids. Gene Ontology annotation, molecular function: tropomyosin binding; actin binding. Lineage: Eukaryota; Metazoa; Chordata; Mammalia; Carnivora; Canidae. Gene Ontology annotation, biological process: pointed-end actin filament capping; muscle contraction; myofibril assembly. The record is from RefSeq and is a predicted model, not a curated record. The transcript has 3 exons.
CUUUCACCCCCUCUCUGCAUUGUCACGGCCCUGUCUCACCGCUCUUAAAAGGCCACUCCUGGCUCCAGUUGCCGACCAGCCUGCCCACUUGCCUCCCGGCCUGCCUGCCGGCUGCCUCGGAUGCCUGCCUCUUCCAGUUCCGUGGGGGUCUAACAAGGCAGGACCAUGUCUACCUUUGGCUACAGGAGAGGACUUAGCAAAUAUGAAUCCAUCGACGAGGAUGAACUUCUGGCUUCCCUGUCAGCUGAGGAGCUGAAGGAGCUAGAGAGGGAGCUGGAAGACAUUGAACCCGAUCACAGCCUGCCCGUGGGGCUAAGGCAAAAGAGUCUGACCGAGAAAACCCCCACGGGGACGUUCAGCAGAGAGGCACUGAUGGCCUAUUGGGAAAAGGAGUCCCAAAAACUCCUGGAGAAGGAGAGGCUGGGGGAGUGUGGAAAGGUGGCCGAGGAAGAGGACAAAGAUGAGAGCGAGGAGGAGCUGGUGUUCACGGAGACUAACAGCGAGGUUUCCGAGGAGGUGUACACCGAGGAGGAGGACGAGGAGGACGAGGAGGACGAGGAGCACGAGGAGCACGAGGAGCACGAGGAGCGCGAGGGCCGCGAGGGGCACGAGGGGCGGCAGGGGGGCGGGGAGCAGGGAACAGCGGAAAAGGAGAAAAGCAUCAACGGAACGGCCAGUCCCGGAAGCGGAAGCGGCAGCGGCAGCGGAAGCGGAAGCGGCGGCGGCGGUUCUGACAACGCCAGGCCACAGACGUUCCGAAGCCAAAUAGAGAACGUCCAUCUGACCAACGGCCACGGUGGGGGGAACGCGGAGCCCCCGGCGGCCGCUCACCCCUGCGGGAACCCCACGGCGAUCGAGGAGACCCUGGAGAAGAUCCGGAACAACGACCCCGACACCACGGAGGUCAACCUGAACAACAUCGAGAACAUCGCGCCGCAGACCCUCGCCCGCUUCGCCGCCGCGCUCGCGGCCAACACGGCGGUGAGGACCUUCAGCCUCGCCAACACGCGCGCCGACGACAGCGCCGCCGCCGCCAUCGCCGAGAUGCUGCGGGUCAACCGGCACAUCACCAGCGUCAACGUGGAGUCCAACUUCCUCACGGGCAAGGGCGUCCUGGCCCUCAUGAGGGCCCUGCAGCACAACACGGUGCUCACCGAGCUGCGCUUCCACAACCAGCGCCACAUCCUGGGCAGCCAGGUGGAGAUGGAGAUCGUCAAGCUGCUCAGGGACAACACGACGCUGCUGAGGCUGGGCUACCACUUCGAGCUCCCGGGACCAAGAAUGAGCAUGACGAGCCUCCUCACGAGAAAUAUGGAUAAACAGAGGCAGAAACGGAGGCAGGAGCAAAAACAGCAAGAGGGCUGCGACGGGGGAGCCAACCUGAGGACCAAAGUCUGGCAAAGGGGAACCCCUGGCUCUUCACCCUAUGCGUCUCCCAGGGGCUCUCCCUGGUCAUCCCCCAAACUCCCCGCGAAAGGCCACUCGGCAGCGGCGGCGAGGCGGCCCGCGUCCCCCGCGGCGCCCCCCGCGCCCCCGCCGCCCCCGCCCCCGCCGCCCCCGCAGAAGCUGCCGCCGCCCCCGCCGCCGCCCCCGCCGCCGCCCCCGCCGCCCCCGGAGAAGAAACUGAUCACGCGAAACAUCGCAGAAGUCAUCCGACAACAGGAGAGCGCCCAGCGGGCGUUACAGAAUGGACAGAAAAAGAAAAAAGGGAAGAAGGUUAAGAAGCAACCAAACAAUAUCCUAAAGGAGAUCAAAAAUUCCCUGAGGUCAGUGCAAGAAAAGAAAGCGGAAGAGAGUUCCCGCCCUUCUACGCCCCUGAGGUCAGCUCACGAGAACCUCAUGGAAGCUAUUCGGGGAAGCAGCAUCAAGCAGCUGAGGCGGGUGGAAGUUCCAGAAGCUCUGCGAUAAAAACAUGAUCUUUAGAAGAGGAUGAAGAAUCAUUCGAUGGUAUUAAAUAAGAUGCAUUGUGAGAUGUUUCUAUGAUCCCUUCUUCAAUUUGAAAUGUUUCCUGACUUUAAUAAUAGCCUUACCCGUUAAUCCCAGAAAAGAAUUUUAAGAAACAAUCGGCAUGUUUCUUCUGUAAAUAUGAAAAUAAACUACUUUUUUUUUAUGUUAUGAGAUUUGUGUUGGCAAAAAGCGGUUUAUUUAAAGAUGCGCUUAUAUCUCUGGAUAUGCUGAUAACUCCGAGCUGUAAUGAGUUAAUGAAAUGUGCUGUUAUUUUUGUAAUCCCAAUAAAUUUGGAUUGAAGUUUU